GUUCCGUGCGGCUCACGAAAGCGCGUCGCGCGGCUCGUUAGGUUGGUUCACUCCGAAGGUCUCUGCGGAGAAGAAGCGGCCGCCUCGAUCAUCAAAGGCAGGAAUUCGUUUGUUCUUCUUCUUCUUCUUCGGUUUCCCCUCGUCUCUCUCUCGCGUACCAAAUCAGCUUUCUUGAGACUCUGCCGGAUACUAGGGUUUGGGCGCUUCUGAUUUUUUCGCUAUUCUACUCAUUCGAGGUUAGGGCUCGAUGUUAGUUAUGUUCCCGAUCAACAAGACGAGGCUGAGAAGCAGAUGGCAUUUCCAUUGCUACCAUCCAAGCGUACUUUUGAACAAAAUCCCUUGGAGCACACUGGGAGGGGUAAGUGGAAAAAGACUGGACCUUCUAUAACACUGCAGAAUCAGGUGAAAGUGCCCCUAGGGGCUAUUAUCUUCCGAAUACUCUGUCCUGCUUCAAAAUCUGGAAGUGUGAUUGGUAAAGGUGGAGGUAUUGUAGCAAGGAUACGCCACAAGACUGGUGCAAAAAUUAGACUUGAAGAAACUGUUCCUGGAUGCGACGAGAGAGUUAUUGUAAUCACUGGGUUGGAGAAAGAUGCCGAACUUGGCAGCAAACAUAGUAAAGAAGAUGAUGAAGGUGCUGGUGCUGUUGAUGGUGUUGAGAGUGCCAAGGAAAAUACUGAUAAUAUUGAAGGGGCAGAGGAUUCUGCUGCUGCAGAUAAUUCAAAAUUAGAUGGAGUACCAUCAUCAGCAGUGAAGGCACUCGUACUUGUUUUUGAGAGAUUAAUUGAAGGUGAAUCAGAAAAUGAUGAUGAAGAUGACACCAAUAAGAAGCAUUCCACUGUUUCUGCAAGAUUAUUAGUUCUGUCUGGCCAGGUGGGUUGUGUCCUUGGAAAGGGUGGGAGUGUAAUCAAACAAAUGUCAGCUGAUAGUGGGGCCCAGAUUCGGAUACUUCCUAGAGAUAAACUUCCGUUGUGUGCUUCCCAACAGGAUGAAAUUGUCCAGGUAACAGGAGGGGUUGAAUCAGUGAAGAAAGCACUUCAUUUAGUUGCUCAGCAGCUUUUGGAUAAUCCACCACGAGAACAUGAUUUGUUCCCGUCAUUGGGUUCUUCUGGUCCAUCGUCUGAUCCAUUUGCUUCUAUUCCUAGGGCAGAAGGCCUUCCACCACCAAAUUUUCAUUAUCCCCCUCAAGUACCACCUUUCUCAAACAGGCCUCAUGACAUCACGGACUUUCAUCCAGGCAUUGGUCCACCUUUUCCUAAAUUUCAUGAAAGUGGACCUCUUCUGCAACCCCAAGUUUCUCCAGAGCCAAUAACUUACAGGUUAUUGUGUUCCAAUGACAAGGUUGGAAGUGUGAUAGGAAAGGGAGGGAACAUUGUCAAAGGUCUUAAAAAUGACACUGGCUGUGAGAUCAAAGUUCUAGAGACAACUCCUGAGUCAGAGGAUCGUAUUAUAGUGAUAUCUGGUCUUGCACUUCCAAGUGAUAGGAUAGCGCCAGUGCAGGAUGCAGUUCUUCGUGUGCAACAUAGACUAGUAAUGGCUGUACCUGAUACGAAAGAGAGCACUGUCUUAUCUAGGCUUCUUGUUGCUUCCAACCAAACUGGUUGCCUUCUUGGCAAAGGUGGUUCUAUAAUAGCAGAAAUGAGAAAGCUUUCUGGGGCUCAUAUUCGCAUCUUGGGUAGAGAACAGAUCCCCAGGGGCGUACUGGAAAAUGAUGAGGUGGUUCAGAUAUCUGGUGAAUUUGGAGCAGUUCAGGAAGCUUUGUUGCAAAUAACUGCUAGACUGAAGCUUCAUGUUUUCCGUGAUAAAUUACCCGCUAUGAAUCCCAACAUGCCUCCUGCUUUUGUUGAGCAAUUACCUCCAUAUGGUUUAUACAUGGGAAGGAGGGAGUCUUCACCUCCCAGGUUGCAUCCUUAUUUGCCACCAUUUCAGAAAGAUCCUGUUGGUCACCCCUUUCAAGAAAGAUCUGUCUUUUCUCAUCCAGUUCAUGGUUCGGGUAUUCCUCUCGGUGUUGAGAGACCUGCAUCAUGGCCACCUCAGGGUAUGAGGGAUGUUGGUGGUCCCAUGCUUUUACCUGAUUACCCAGGAGAUCCACAAAGAAGGAAGGGUAGAUUUGCUAGUGGAAGCCAGCCGGCCCCUAUUACAAGUGUAGAUGUUUUUGUUCCUCGAUCUCUUGUACCGUCCAUAUAUGGUGAAGAUGGAGGCUGUCUAAAGCGGAUCCGUGAGAUCUCAGAAGCCAAAAUUAUCAUUACUGAACCCAGACCAGAGGCUACAGAGACGGUAAUCAUUAUAUCUGGAACACCAGAGCAGACCCAUGCUGCACAAAGCCUCAUCCAUGCGUUUGUACUGAGUGAAACUGUUCCUUUAGAAUCUACCAAAUCUUGAGUGACAAGUGAUCUUAAUGCAAUCUUGGAUGCUAUUGGAUAUCAACCUGCUGUAUUUUAAAGGUUUGUUCUAAGAGAAUAUUGAUUGGGCUUCUUCUGUUUGCUUUAAAGAAUUUUCCCUGCAAUGAGAAGUGAAAGGGUUAUUACUUUGUGAUUGAAAUGGGCAAAAUAGCAUUCACGUGACCUGGUCUCUGAUGGGUUCCACAACUGGUUUGUUUUGGUGAAAUGCCUCUACUCAAUCUUGAUUUUUCCUGCAAGGUAGUCCUGAUGACUUGCUUAUAUUGUUAGGCCAUCCACUUUUCGAUGUGAGGUACAUGCUUGGGUUGUUCACGUCCUCUUGAUACUAUUAUUCAGGGUUCCCAUGCUGUUUUUAAUUUAAAGAGAACUUAUUUAUUUCCAAUGCCUACUAUUUCUUUUUUAUAUCAAAAGCUAACCUGAAAUAACUGUUUAAUUGUAUGUUCUAUUAUAAGUUUAUAACAUGACAUGCAUUAGGAGUGAUAUGCUAAUAGUUAAUUCUAUUUACAUGUUUUUCUAGGGCACAUUGUUUUGUGCAUUUACCAAGAAAAUAGUGUGAACUAUGAUCAACCAUCAAGAUCAUUGCUAGCUUGUACUUGUAGUAGGUUACCAUAUUGACUGAGCCUAAAUUUCUUGUUUAUCUCUGAUUUGUCAAAUUUUGCGAGCUUAUUUGUUUUGGGCUUGCAAAUUGACUUCAGAUUUAGUUACACAAGCAUCUUGUUAAAUCAGCACAGUUUUGAUUGAUCGAGGAAUGACAACUAGUUUUACAUGUCGGAUGUUAGAAUUUCAUUUAGCUGCUUUCUCCUAGGGCUGCUUAUGAGAUUGAGUGCAAUAUCUUGGGUGACCAAGGUAAGAAACCCAUUUACCAAAAGUUAUAUUCACCAAUACAAGUCGCUUUUUGGAUGUUCUUCAUGAUACUCAAUACAUUGAAGCUAAUGAGUUUAUCAACCUGCAUAAUAUAUUAAGCUGGUUUUGUAAAUCUUGUGGUCCAAUCAUUUUAAACUAAUAUUGUGUUGUUUAUAGCAACUAGAGGAAUGUACUAAAUUGAUGUGUAUGGUAGAUGACUGCUAGAGCACAUCUAGGAAGGGUAUGAUUUUAUGCUAGUGGGUGUCAUUAAAUGGUCAAACACUGAACCAUCACAUGAAACUUGUACCUUGACAUGCUAGUGAGCAAGAUGCCAAGGAAAACACUUGUAUGCUUCGCUGUUUGCAGGCAUAAUGAGUAAUUCAUUCUGAUUGGGAUUUUAUUUAUUGUAGCAUCCUUUGGUGUUGAGUCAUUAUGGGAAUAUUUAGUGAUUUCAUUGUUUAUUUAAAGCUUUGAUUUGUUGAGAUCACAAGUAGCUUAUUGCAAACUGUAAUGGCCGGUGAUACCAUGCAGUUUCAGCACUAGACAUGUAUGUUCUAGGCAUGUGAACAUCCUGAGAACUACCAUUAAGAUAACUGCUACGUUAAAUUGUGGACAGGACCUAUUAGACAAGUACAGCAUCUCUACCACAACAUAUGAGAUGCCACACUUAAUCCAUUUAUUGGGAUUCCAUUUAAAGUAGCAAAAAUAAAGUUGUGUAGCUUGUUUGAUUUGCAAUAAUGCACUGGAUUAUCAUAUUAGGAUUACCUCUAACCGAUUCUUAUAUAUUUUGUGUUAUUAAUCUUUUUUUAUUUUCCUAAAAUGUUAGCCCUGUUGUUAAUAAAGUUGGAGAAGACAUUUUACAGCUAACAAUGAUUUUAGUUGUAGUAAACAAAUAGCAUAGGCAUGUUGGUGGCUUUUGAAAUGUAAAUACUGGAGACACAAUCGUUUAUAAUUUUGUCAUGUACAUUGCAUUUAACAUACUGGUGUAGUUGGUAAUCCACAAAAUACACUAGAUGAGUCUUGGAAUAUAUUUUUCUGUUGUAGAUGUGCCCAGUCAACGACUGUGAUUGUUGCAUAGUUUUUUAUGAAAGCAGGAAAGUUAGAAAUUGAAGUA
This is a messenger RNA of Musa acuminata subsp. malaccensis (wild Malaysian banana), 4353 nucleotides long. The record is from RefSeq and is a predicted model, not a curated record. Lineage: Eukaryota; Viridiplantae; Streptophyta; Magnoliopsida; Zingiberales; Musaceae.